CCUGGAUCUCAUGCGAACUGGACUGAGCUUUCAUCCAGCGCAAUGAGCAACAGAUUUGUGGGCACCUGGAAGCUCGUCUCCAGUGAGCACUUCGAUGGCUACAUGAAAGCUCUGGGUGUGGGGCUAGCCACCAGAAAACUGGGAAAUUUGGCCAAACCCAGAGUGAUCAUCAGUAAGAAAGGGGAUAUGAUAACCAUAAGGACUGAAAGCACCUUUAAAAAUACAGAGAUCUCCUUCAAGCUAGGCCAGGAAUUUGAAGAAACCACAGCUGACAACCGGAAAACAAAGAGCAUCGUAACCUUGGAGAGAGGCUCACUGAAUCAAGUGCAGAAAUGGGAUGGCAAAGAGACCACAAUAAAGAGGAAGUUGGUGGAUGGGAAAAUGGUAGUGGAAUGUAAGAUGAAAGGCGUGGUCUGCACCAGGAUUUAUGAGAAGGUCUGA
Miniopterus natalensis is the source of this 441-nucleotide messenger RNA. Its product is annotated as myelin P2 protein. Gene Ontology annotation, molecular function: lipid binding. Gene Ontology annotation, cellular component: myelin sheath. NCBI's taxonomy places the organism in Eukaryota, Metazoa, Chordata, Mammalia, Chiroptera, Miniopteridae. Gene Ontology annotation, biological process: membrane organization. The record is from RefSeq and is a predicted model, not a curated record.